Cadophora gregata is the source of this 1383-nucleotide messenger RNA. RefSeq lists its product as uncharacterized. The record is from RefSeq and is a predicted model, not a curated record. NCBI's taxonomy places the organism in Eukaryota, Fungi, Ascomycota, Leotiomycetes, Helotiales, Ploettnerulaceae. Bases 150 to 1151 code for a protein of 333 amino acids. The transcript has 2 exons.
GCGAGUUUGAAGAAUCUCCAGAUGCUUGGAGUGUUGAGACCCGCCAAAUCCUCCGUCGCGCGCUAGGGCGGUGACUUUCGCCGACUCACCGAUGCGGCUACAAUUUUUGGACAACAAGAUUUGAAGUCUUUACAGGCAUUUUCUACAAUAUGUCUGCCUUCUCAAGGGGCUGCCUCUUACGGCACCAGUGUGCAUACAAAAUCCCCCGAACAGCUCACUUCUUCCUCCUAUCCACGAGCUAUCAGCAGCCGCGGUUCAUAUCCUCUACUACUCUUCUCCAAGCAGCGAAGAAUGUCCGUUCUUCAACGCCUCUGAAGAAGGUUAUACAGAAGAAGAAGCCCUCCAGUACACCACUCAAAUCUGCCAGUACAGUUAAGGCUUCCGCUCCCCCAGCGCCUACGCCAGCUCCUCUGGUCUACAAGUCCUACGCCACGAGCUUGGCAGAGAAGACACAUUCAACGCAUCUUUACGAAGCUCCCUCACAUACGGUCUAUAUCUUGACAUGCUAUGGAACAGCUGGCUUCUGCUUCACAUAUGCAGCCAUCAGUUUCUGGAGCAAUUAUUUGCUUGCGCCCCCGGAUCUAGCCACCUGGAUUCCAGUCGCAUUGGGAGGAGUGAGCUUUUUGAUGGCUUGUCUUGGUGGUUGGCUAGUUCUGGGACCUGCCAGAUUAGUGAAGAGCAUCAUAGCAGUGCCUAGGAACGUUGGAAUGAUCAAAGAGGGACUCAUCAAACCAGGAAGUGGCCCGACUGCGUCUGAACUGCAAAUCGAGGUUGAACUGAGGAAAAUGUUCCCUGUACCUUUCUUCCCAGCAAGAAAAUUCUAUGUCAAACCAGAGGAGAUCGAGCUGCCGCAUAGAUUUGUGCCAGUCAACAAGACGACCAGAAUACAUGAAUCGCGAGAGAGAGCGAAGUUUGAGGCCAUGGAGAAACAACGAAUGUUGGAAUAUGAGCGAAACCACUUGUUGACUUUACCGUUCAGGAGAAUGAGUCAACUGACUUACAAGCUAUUUAUUGAGUUGAAGAGGGUCUGGACUAGAGAGGGAAUGAUGAAAGUGGACAUUCAGAACCAGAGAUACAAAGUCGAUAUCUCAGCAGGAUGGGCACUAGAGGGUGGAAGAGCCUUGGAUCGACUGGCUAAGAUCAAGGCAUAAUUACAAUCCUGUGUUCUAUGGCAAUGUACAAUAAUGUAUGUAUCAGAAUACUCGCCAUUAUGAAUGAAUACAGAUAUCUUCAGUACUCAUCUGGUAACAAGUUUAGUGGAAAGAAACUUUCAAGAGAAGAUGAAAAACGUAUGAGAUUUGUUACUUAUGUUUCAAGCCGGACAACUCUAGACAUUCUCAAAUAUAAAUAGCACUGUCUGAACUAUUUUUACGUCAAUAGGUG